AAACUGUACGAUUGACGUACGCGAGGGACUUUGUUCAUCGGCCCAUGAAAACGACCCUGACGGGGAUCAUGGCUCACGACUGGCCAUAACGUCAUGCCGCACCCCAGCGCACAACGAGCAAGACCGUACUUACGAUUCAAGACUGCAAUCAAUUCCAUUUCAGACCUGGGGAAAUGAUCGAGGUAGGUUUCAAUGGCUCCUCCCAAGGCUUGCUUGAUCGCGGCAAUGGCUUGUUUGCAAGGGACGGUCACAGAACCUACUAGAGGAAUUGUCAUCGCAUGGUUUCAGGCAAGUCGUCAUGCGUACCUCGUGAAUAGGGCGCGUACGCCAACGAGGCACAUUCAUACCCAAGUUCGUUGUGUUCACGUUCCGAGUCGCUUUACCGCCUUAACAUUGAAGGCCAAAGGCUUGUCCACGUUCAACCCGACGUCGACCCAUGCGAUAUACGGGAAAGCGUCCGGAGCUCGUAGGUAAGCAAACACUCGCCUUAGCUGUGCCAUGUUGAAGGUGACGACAGAUGAGGA
Messenger RNA from Fomitopsis serialis, 524 nucleotides. RefSeq lists its product as uncharacterized. The record is from RefSeq and is a predicted model, not a curated record. The coding region runs from base 193 to 474 and encodes 93 amino acids. Lineage: Eukaryota; Fungi; Basidiomycota; Agaricomycetes; Polyporales; Fomitopsidaceae. The transcript has a single exon.